Mytilus trossulus (common blue mussel) is the source of this 1613-nucleotide messenger RNA. Its product is annotated as myosin-6-like. Bases 98 to 1399 code for a protein of 433 amino acids. The transcript has 11 exons. NCBI's taxonomy places the organism in Eukaryota, Metazoa, Mollusca, Bivalvia, Mytilida, Mytilidae. The record is from RefSeq and is a predicted model, not a curated record.
AAUUUACUUCUGACAAGCGUCUGUAAGACGAGGAUUCUUAAUUUUUAUCUCCCCCUGAAAGCGCCAGAUACGAUUUUCCACCAGUUAUUUGACAGAAAUGGACUCUAAAGAACAUCAACAAACAAAGAUUUCUGAUUAUUUUGUGAACUUGCAAGAUGCUAAAAAGCUUCUUGAGGAACACACAACAAAAAAGAUCUUAGAUACUCCAAAUGAAAAUGAAUUGUCUAAUUUAUCUGAACAGCUCAUGGAAUUACAAAUGAUUAAGCCAGAAUUAAAGGUUAACUGCACAUCAGAAGAAAAGAAGCUUUUGUUUUAUCAGUAUUUAAUACAGGACCAAGACACAUGGCCGACAGAACAACAAGAACAAGAAAUUGUUAAACAGUAUAAAGAGACAGCACAGAAAUGUAGUGAAAUAAAAGGGAAAAUAAUGGAAGAAAGAUUACAGAUUGAUGAAUUGUUAGAGGUCGCAGAAGGAGGUCACAACCUUUUACUGAAGAACAUUGAAGAUCUGGAGAAUAAAAUAUCAGAAGUUGAAGAAAAGCUGACACAGGCAGAACAAAUAAAAAAUCAGUAUGAGGACAGAAUGAAAGCCUUUGGUGGAACUUGUUCUGUAGAGGGUACUAUAGAAGAAGUCAAAAUUAAAAAGAGAGAGCAAAUAGAUAAAUUAGAUAAGGAAAUUCAAAAUGGAAGAAAGACUCAGGAGGCUAUGAUAAAACAGAUACAGAAUUAUAGAGAUUUAGUACAAACAGUUUCAAGAAGAAUGAAGAAUGAAAAAGAAGGAAAGCUUAAAAUGCAGAAGGAACAUCAAGUCAAGAACUUCCUUGCAAAAGAGGAGUUAGCUAAUUUGAGAAAACUGCUACAUGAAAUGCAAAGACUUGGAGGAAUUGAAGAGUGUCCUGCAAAUAACAAUCAAAUCAAAAUAAAAUUUGUAAACACGUCCCAGACAGAAGCUACACUAUACCUUACAAUGACACUAAGACAGGACGAGUAUGGCCAUGUUAAACUAAGUUAUGCUGAUGUAAAUAUAGAAACCUUACAUUGUACAGACUUGAUAGAGGAAGCAGUAAGGACAAAUGAUGUUAGAUCACUGAUCACACAGCUUAGAGAAAGAUGGAACAUGUAUUAUCCUAUCAUGACAGAAAUUGAUCAAGUCUCAGAAAGUCAUGCUGUUGAUUGGAUUCAAGAUGAAGGCCUUGUGAGAGUGUUAGUUGGUAAAGGUGGCACUAUAAUGUUUACAUUGAAGAUGCCCCCUGGUUACCCAUUUAAAGGGGAGAUAACUAUUACAAAUACCAGUGGAUUACCAGCAAAUGUAUAUGUAAAAGAUUGCAAGCCACCAUCAGAUAUACAGACAUUACAAGAAUGGGUGGAUUUCCUGGAAAGCAAAUUUGGAAAGCCUUAAAACUUUAGCUCAUAUAAUUUGUAAAUACUAUUAUCAAUACAUGUAUAAAAGAUAAAAGUUGUUUUUUUGUCUGCCCAUAAGAUGAAACUUUAGCUUACCUGGGUAUGAGCAAGAUGUGCUUUUACCAUCACUUUUGGUCUGUCUUCAGACUGUCUGUCAGUUAAAAUUUUACAUUUGAAAAAUAAAGUAUACCUUAACAAAACUAUUGUAUAUA